Molecule: messenger RNA, 6123 nt
Organism: Manduca sexta (tobacco hornworm)
Lineage: Eukaryota; Metazoa; Arthropoda; Insecta; Lepidoptera; Sphingidae
Gene: E2f1
Product: transcription factor E2F2
Biological process (GO): regulation of transcription by RNA polymerase II
Cellular component (GO): RNA polymerase II transcription regulator complex
Molecular function (GO): acyltransferase activity, transferring groups other than amino-acyl groups; RNA polymerase II cis-regulatory region sequence-specific DNA binding; protein dimerization activity
Source: RefSeq, a predicted model, not a curated record
CGCGCCAAUUCGUAUCUGAAUACGAAGACGUUGCGCUUCUCCGUUCUAUAGUCUUCACUACAAACCGGUCGAACAAUGAAAAUUCAAAAAUUCGUUAUAUUUUUUAUGGCUUCACUGACGAGGGGAGGAAUUUGGAUCAGAGAGCGGCGUUUGCUAGGGGUUGGUUGUUCGACCGCUUCGCGCGUGCGCACGUAGUUCGCGCCACUGCUACGUCGCUAGCAAGCCAGAUGUUCUGAAAAGCUUCCUGUCGCCGUUUCAAUGCUUCGCAUUUUUAUCUAUUAUUUAUUGUAAAAUGCGGACUAGGACCGUUUUAUUGUUUUCGUUUACUAGUGAAGAAAUCAGUGUAUAAAUGACCAUGUGUUUUGGACAAAUUGUGUUUAUUAACUGAAAAUUAUCGAGCGUCGAUGUCCACGAGUUCACUCGGGACCAACAAAGCGGCGGACAUUUUAUUUUGAGUACUCGAUAAUGUAGCGUUUGCGUCGAAAACAUUAAUGUCGUUUUAUGGUUACAAAUUGGAAUAUCGUUCGCUUACACCUUUUCGAUGCCGAGGGGGGUGAAGCGAGGGUCGGCGGAGGGCGAGGCCGAGGUGGUUGUUCGCGCCGGGGCGUCUCCGGCACACACCACGCUGCUGGACGACAGCCCCACGCAGCCCAUCAGCUAUCACCUGCUUGACCACGGCUAUGGUGCCACACCAAAGCACCAGAUCCGGCGCGAGGCGCCUACCGCACCGCCGAAGACGUCUGAAGCGGUGAAAAGAAGACUGAAUCUAAGCGAGAGCAGUUCCGGCAGCCAGGGUCACGUGGUGCCCAUGAAGGCUGACUUCAAGACGCCCAAACAGAAACGCGUCAAAGUGCUCACACCGUACAGUCGACCGUCCAGUUCUAUGAAAAAGUACACCGAACGUUCCAGGUUUGACACAUCAUUAGGUUUACUCACAAAAAAGUUCGUCGCAUUGCUAAAGUCAUCGCCUAACGGCGUUCUCGACUUGAACAUAGCGGCCGAACAUCUCUCGGUCCAAAAGCGUCGCAUAUACGACAUCACAAAUGUACUAGAGGGUAUAGGAAUAUUAGAGAAGAGAUCCAAAAACAACAUACAGUGGAAAUAUGGCGUGGGCGGGUGCGGCGGCGCGGGCGGCGCGGGCGGCGCGGGCGGCGUGUGCGCGGACGGGCGCGCGCGGCGCCUGCAGCGCGAGGUGGCGGCGCUGGGCGCGCGCGAGGCGCGCGUGGGGCGCGCGGUGGAGGUGGCCGAGCACGCGCUCAGCCGCCUCUCCGCCGAGCACGGCGCCAGCGCCUACAUCACCUACGCCGACCUGCGCUCCAUCGCGCACUUCCGCAACCAAACCGUCAUACCCAUCAAGGCGCCGCCCGAUACCAGGCUCAGUGUACCUCAUCCUGACGAAAAAGGUUACAUGAUACAUUUGAAAUCAAUGUCUGGUGAAAUCGAAGUCUACCUCUGUCCGAAAGAACGACCCGCGUCACCUCCCUCGUCAGGGUUGUUACCUUCCGACCCGUUACUGGAGGACAACAAGGCGUUGCUGGCGCCUCUCAUAGCCGAGAUGCAAGCGACGCCCUCCAGUAGUUCCAUCGCCGCCGACUACACGACGCCGGUGAAGCGUGAGUCGGCGGCGAGCACGAGCGGCGCGGGCGGCGGGGCGGGGCUGGUGGCGCUGUGCGCGGCGGGCGGCGCGGGCGGCGCGGGGGGCGCGGGCGGCGCGGGCGGCGCGGGGGGCGCGGGCGAGGUGCGGUGGUCGCGCGCGCUCGAGGUGCGCACGCCGUGCGUGACGGACCCGACGCUGCCGCUGGCGCCGAGCCUGGCGCCGAGCUUGGCGCCGAGCCCGGCGCGCCCGCUGCACGUCGUGCACACCACGCCGGACAGUGGUGCGCGCGGGCGCCUGCGCAACGCGCUCAUCGCCGACAGCGACGACUUCGCGCCCAUCAUGGGCGGCGGACGCUUCCAGCUGCAGACCGAGGACCAGGAGUCAGAAGCGCUGGAGCUGGAGCCGUUCCUGGCGCUGGAGCCGCCGAUGUCGGCGACGGACUACGGGUUCUCGCUCGACCACGACGAGGGCCUCUCGGAACUGUUCGACUUCGAGUUCAAGUGUUGUGCCGAGUGACGCGCGGUGACGCGCGAGUGAGGCGCGAGUGAACACACGUGGAAUAACGAACGCGACUCACCGACCUCGUUGUUGAGUGCAUCUUGAAGAACGUUUUUUAUGUAAAUUUUCGUACUCGAAACUGUGAACGCGAGGUGUAAAAUGAGUGUAUGCAACAUCUGUAAACGUCCCCUGUAGGUACAAAACUGGAUCUUUAAUUUUCUACGCGUAAUGUAUUAAACGGCUCAAUAGAUUUUUAACCUUUGUAAUUAUUCGUUUCGACUGUAGUACAUUUGUUUUACACGUUGCAAGAAAUCGGAUUAAGGGCGGGCAGAUUGUUGCGGGAAACAUUAUACGCGAGGUGUUGGUGCGAACUGCGUCUUACCAUCGAACAUUGUUCGUCAUUUUCUUUUAUCCAUAGGCACGUUUCUAUUGUUCCUAAGUGAGUAAACACACACAAAUUUACUUUUACACAUUGAUUUCCAGACGCCCGGAGUUUACCUUUGGUAAUUUUUUAUUUUCAUUAACUGCAUGGCAUAAUUAGCGCAAUGUUUCUGAUUCAUUUAUUAUUUGUUGUAAGUAUGUUACUGUGAACGUGUGGGACGUGAUGUGAAACUGAAAUUGAUGCAAUAUCGACGCCUGAUGGUUUUGGAUUGACAACGCAAAUUCAACGAGUCUUGAUCAAGUUUAAAGACGAUCAGGCAGGACUGGUGCUAAUUCUGCCAUCACUUUCAGUUCUACACCCCACGCUGGGAUAUUAGUGUGACCAUUGUUUUAUCGCACGGUUGACGUACAUUUCGUGAAAGCUAUCGUUCCUGUACAUUGUUAAUGUUAUCGUGGCUCGCGCCGCCGCGCGUGUCGCGAUACACGAGAAAGACUGUGUUGGGUCCAUCUCGGAUUGUCGUGUUCUUGACGUGAUGACCAAACUUUUAAUUAUAAUAAAAUUAUUUUGAUUUGUAAUACCUUAGGUAACUGUAAAGAGAUCUGUUUAAAUUGAGACGCUUUUUGUUGUGCUGGAAAUUAUCUGCACUAUGGAUUUCUUUAGACCCUUUACAAUACUAAAAAGUAAACUCCUAGGAUAUCGAUUUGAUAAUCUUUUAGAAGGUAUAAAUAAUACCCUCUACAAAAUACGCACAAGUUUUCCGACUUAAGUCUAGGCUACAAUAUGAAUCAAUUUGGAUACUCUAACCUGUAUCGAUAAAAGUUGUUUAUAUGUAUAUAGAAUCUGAGUUUGAAAUUUAAAAUAAUGUUUAUUGAGUAUGAAUUUAUAUAAUUAUAAAUCAUUUGUUGAUCUUUGCACGGAAAUGUGGUGACACGUCAAGCGACGAGAAUCAGGGAUUUGAGAUCAACAAUUGUUUAUAAAUUGGUUUGGAGUAGAGAAGCGAGGAGGGUGGAGUCCCGGCGCGGGCUGUACAGCGCGCGUGACGUCACUCCGCGCCGCCGCGCCGGGCGUGUACAUAUUACUAUGUAAUGAACGGUGAUAUUUUAGCGGCCUUCGAUUUUAAUUGUAAAGCUAGCUCUAGUGUUCCGUAUGUCAUACGAUCGUGCCGGGGGCUACAUUGCACACUGUUCCGUUGUCGUUUGCCAAAUAUUUAGUUAUUGAGUUUGAUUUAAGUUUGUGGGCUCGUUUAGCGAUUGUAAAUAUAUAGACGCGCGGGAACGGGCUCGCCGCGAACGUCCUGUGGAAGUCGACGCGACACUGCAACACGUUACUCCAGUUCGCGCGUUUCCGUUCUGUCGUAUUUUGAAUAGUGUACAGCACAAAUGUCAUUGUAUAAAAACCUAUUAAUAAGUGCAUAUCAAAAUAAUUUUAAUGUUAGAGUUAAUUUGGUGGCACGUGAGAGGUCUGAUUGUGAGAGGCGCGGGGUGGAGAUGAGUGGGCGGGCGGAACUUGUUUGCAAUAAUAGUGAACAACGCGAGUGCACGGCGCGUACCCACAAACCUUGUCGUUGUACCGUUUAACCUGACAUGAUCUCAGUGCGACGUCGAGUUUAAACAAUAUUAUGUCCGCCACAGAAUAUGUUGCGAUUCUGAUCGCUACUACCGUACACUGCGACAACGUCCCGCCAGGCAUCCAUAAUAGUAUUAAAAUAUGUUUUUUUUUUAUUUAUAAAUUAUAGAGUUUUUGUUUAGUUUUACAUUUGGUGAGAUCAUUUUAUUAGUCUACUUCAACGUGCAUGUAUAACAAUAUAAUAUACACUUUCACGAGAUGUGUAAAGCUUAACAACUCAAAUGAAAUGGAAUCUGUAAAAAUGAAUUUAUAAUAACAUUUUUCGUUACAGUAUGAUUAAUGAUUAAGUUGAUUUAUCGAGCUUUGAUAAGUGUUAUUUCUUUGUUUUAGUUCUUUUGAUAGAGCCGCGCGAGGCAGAAUCUGUUCGACUAGUUGUGAUCACGGAAGGGUCGUUCAGAUUUUGUUUCGAGUGGUAUUUUGUUUAUGUUGCUAUGUGAAAUUUCUAUAUGUGCGAACCCCCUGCUAUUCGCGGCGUCGUUUGGUUUUCUCCUGUUGGAUUAAUUUGUUUGGCAUGAAACAUUGACAGUGGCUGCAGGGUCUCGGGCGGUCCUGCUGGCGACAUUGAUCUUAAUUUCGAAAUGUAAUUAUUUGUGACACAAAUUCUGGGGCCAAAACAUACGAGAAAAAAGGGAGUACAAAUUAAUAAAAAAGAUUUCUCGUAAUUUAGUUUAAGGUUUUUACGCUACUUUCAUUGUUGAUAUCGAUCAUGUUUGUUUUAGCGAUGUGAAAUGUAAUCCUUAAUUUGUGAAAUGGAAUACCUGUGCAAGGCGCAUGUUUAUGUUAUGAAUUUAAUGCACGAUAUCAUUUUAUGCUGUUUUAACUUCCGACCAUCGAAAAAAUCACCGUAGGGAAAAGUUUUUAAGCAUCUGUGGCUGAUUAUUACUUGUUACAAUAAUUUUAAUAACUAAUAACGCACAUUUUUCCUUUACAUCACUUGUAUACUAACUACAUUUGAGUUGUUCCAGUUUUUGUAAUAAGAAGUGGCCACAGAUGCAAUAAUUAUUUUUUGCAGUUGUUCAACGGUUCAUUCAGUGUCUGCGAAAGCAUAUAGUGGUAAGAUAACCUCGAAAUUGUUACGCUUAUAAUAAUAACUGACAGUUAUGUAAUAUGCUUCAAAGUAACUUUACAAACAUUGUUGAAAUUAGUCAUGUAAUUCGGUCUCUGGAUCGACAGUUCGAUGCAACCGUCUGAAAUGUUACAACACAGUAUAUUGUUAGACUAUUAUGUUUUCCGGUUGUUGAUAAUAGCAGUUAUUGUUGUGUAACCGACAGUCAGUGUUCUCAAACAAGUUCGCAGAUGUAUAAAAAUAAGAAGUCCAAGAUUUAUAUUUCUAUGACAAUUAUGUAUAGAAGCGUUGUGACAUUAAAAUAUUUGAAUAUCGUCAAUUGUAAUUUGUAAUAAUAUAUUGUGUAAGGCGAGCGUGGAACUGUCGAUGCGGCGUCCGGCCAACUGUUACAACGAGUUUAGUCCGUACAUAUUGCGUCUGCGUGACGGUCCACAGGGUCCUAAUGUAGUUCCAUUCAGACAAUAUUGGUUGAUGUGACAUCGAGUCUCGACUCGUACCACACGCACACGCGAGCGCUGUGUCGUUAUUACGCUUCGGUCCGACGCGGGAUUCGUGAUUUUUGUAUCUUCGAGUAGAUGUACUUAUCGUUUCGUUGUGUUCGACACUAGAAUUACGCGAACGUUGUCAAUGAACGGGUUGUAUCCAAAAACGUUUUAAGUUUUGAUCGUAGGGACAGUAUACGUAGCGGUAUGUGAAAUGAAGGUGCAAUGUUUUAAGUAUGUAUUUAUAGUGUGCGUGGGAGAUAUCGAUACGCUUGUUUGCGCCAGAUGUUGUGGUGUGACGCCCUGUUUGGUUUCAAUUCAUUUGUGUUGGAAGACUGAGGUUGAUUAUUCCACUUUCCACGAACGUGCGAAUCAUUUGUUGAUUGAAUAUAAUAUAGUCAUAUAUAGUUAGGUUAUAUUUUUUAAUAAAUAUAAUAUUGAGGAUAUGUAAUAUAUUUUUGUCUUUGAUUUA